AUGCCGCUUGGAGGCAGCGGUUCUGUGCCGGCGAUGGCGCGGCCGCGGCGGCCGAUCGGCGGUGCCCGCGUGGCGGCCGUGCUCGUGGCGGCCGCGCUGCUGCUCGCCGCCGCGCUGCCCGGGGGCGCGGCGCAGGACCUGACGGGGGACCGCGCGGCGCUGCUGGCGCUCCGGGUCGCGCUGGACCGCGGGGGCGUCCUCCCGUGGGACCCCGCAGCGGCGACGCCGUGCGGGUGGCGCGGCGUCGCGUGCGCGCAGUCCCAGGCCGGGCCCCGCGUCGUGGAGCUGCGACUGCCCGGGAAGCGGCUGUCCGGGACGAUACCGCCGGGCACGGUCGGGAACCUCACCGCGCUGCGGAAGCUGUCGCUCCGGCACAACGCCAUCGCGGGGGAGAUCCCGGCCGACGUCGGCAACUGCGGCGAGCUGAGGGUGGUGUCCUUCAGGAACAACCAGCUCACCGGCGCCGUGCCGGGGGGUCUCUUCUCGCUGGCGGUGCUCAGGCACGUCGACCUCGCCCUGAACCGCCUCACCGGCGGCGUGUCGCAGGAGUUCAACCGGCUCAAGCAGCUGGACACGCUCUUCCUCGAGAGCAACGGCUUCGCCGGCGCGCUCCCGGCGGGCCUCUACCUUCCGAACCUCUCGCGGUUCAACGUGUCGUUCAACGCGCAGGUCACUGGCCCCGUGCCGGCGUCGCUCGCCAGGAUGCCGGCGAGCGCGUUCCUCGGCACGGGGCUCUGCGACGCCCCGCUCGCCGCGUGCACCAACUCCACGCCGCCGGCGCCUCCGCCGACUCCGUCUGCGGGUGAAAAAAAGAGGAAGCUAUCGCGCUGGGCAAUCGUCGGCAUCAUCGUCGGCGCCGCGCUCAUUCUCCUGCUCAUCAUGGGGCUCGUCGCCUGCCUCCGCCGACGUCGGGCGGCGCCGGCCGGGAGGGCCGCCGGUGCGGCGGCAAACGUGCAAGGGGGUACCACGCCCAUAACAGUAACCGUGGCGAGGACGGACAGGGACGCCGUGAAGCAGUCGCACGCCCCGCCGAUCGCGCCGGCGAUGAUCAGCGAGGGCAAGAAGCUGGUGUUCCUGGGGAGCGCGCCGGAGAGGCCGUACGACCUGGAGACGCUGCUGCGGGCGUCGGCCGAGGUGCUCGCCAAGGGCACCCUCGGCACGACGUACCGCGCCACGCUCGACGGCGGCGAGCCCGUCCUCGCAGUCAAGCGGCUCCGCGAGGUGCCCCUGUCUGAGCGCGAGUUCCAGGACAAGGCGGCCGCGCUCGGCGCCCUUCGCCACGACAACCUGCCCCGCCUCCGCGCUUACUUCUAUAGCAAGGAGGAGAAGCUCCUCAUCUACGACUUCGUCGGCGCCGGCAGCCUCUCCGCCCUCCUCCACGACGGUGGCGCGGAGGGCCGUGCGCGGCUGGACUUCACGGCGCGGGCGCGCAUCGCGCUGGCGGCGGCGCGCGGCGUGGCGUUCAUCCACCGCGGCGGAGCCAAGUCGUCGCACGGCAGCAUCAAAUCGUCCAACAUCGUCGUCACCGCAGCGCGCGACGGCGCCUACGUCUCCGACUACGGCGUCGCGCAGCUCGCCGGCGCCGCCGAGCUGCCGAGGCGGGACGCCGGGUACCACGCCCCGGAGGUGACCGACGCGCGCGCCGUGCCGCAGAGCGCCGACGUGUACAGCUUCGGCGUGGUGGUGCUGGAGCUGCUGAGCGGCCGCGCCCCCGGGCGCGCCCCCGCUCUCGUGCUCGCCGGCGACGCCGACGGCGUGGACCUGCCGCGGUGGGUGCGGUCGGUGGUGCAGGAGGAGUGGACGUCCGAGGUGUUCGACGCCGCCAUCGCCAACGAGCCGCGCGUCGAGGGGGAGAUGCUGCGGUUGCUGCAGCUCGGCAUGGACUGCACCGAGCACCACCCCGACAGGCGACCAUCCAUGGCCCAGGUGGAGGCGAGGAUUGAGCGCAUCGUCGAGGACGCCAGCCGGAAAGCCGACUUCAGCAGCACGGACGGCAGCCGGAGCGCGUCGGCAUGA
Molecule: messenger RNA, 2016 nt
Organism: Panicum hallii
Lineage: Eukaryota; Viridiplantae; Streptophyta; Magnoliopsida; Poales; Poaceae
Product: probable inactive receptor kinase RLK902
Exons: 3
Coding region: 1-2016 (671 amino acids)
Biological process (GO): protein phosphorylation
Molecular function (GO): ATP binding; protein binding; protein kinase activity
Source: RefSeq, a predicted model, not a curated record